GAGAAAGCAUGUGUGUGCAAGAAAGAGAUUUAAGUAGAGAGUGAGAGCAGAGCAACAGAGAGGGGAUUGGGGGAGAGAGUGGGAGCUGCAGGCUGACACACACAGAGAGAGAAGGAGAGAGCAGAGACCAGCAGCACGCCUGUCUCUAUCUGUCGCCUCUUGGAUCUCCCUGGGCACAGCUGUCGGGCUGCUUCCGACCACGAGUGGAUCCUCUUGCUCAGACACUGUGUGAGGGAGUGCCUGAGUGUGUAGCACGCACCAGAGUAUCCCAGUGGCUACACACAAGUCUGUAUUCAACUGCUCUGGUUAUGGUGCUGCCACACAUAGGUUUGACUGACUUCGCUCUGGACUUGAAUCAACACCCAUGAUCCCCAGACAUCUCUGGCAUACCCUCUCAUGAAGAUGGGAAAUGCCUCUGAAACAUUUCUGCUCUUGUCCAGAAUAUCAAAAGACAAUGACAUCCUCAUGGGAACUCUCUACAUCAUUUUUGGUGUGCUGUCAAUGCUGGGGAAUGGGAUCCUGCUGUUCGUGGCCUAUAGAAAGAAGUCCUCCCUGAAGCCAGCAGAGUUCUUUGUAGUUAAUCUGGCCAUCAGUGACAUGGGCAUGACUAUAUCCUUGUUCCCGCUGGCUAUCUCCUCAGCAUAUGCUCACAUGUGGUUGUUUAAUAAGACGACCUGUACUAUCUAUGCCUUCUGUGGCGUUUUGUUUGGCCUGUGCAGUCUGACCAACCUCACUGUGCUCUCCUCCGUCUGCUGGCUCAAGGUCUGCUGCCCAAACUAUGGUAACAAGUUCUCCUACUGCCACGCCUACUUACUGGUUGCUGGGAUCUGGUGCUACGCUGGAGUUUUUGCUAUAGGUCCCCUGUCUGGCUGGGGAGAGUAUGGGGCAGAGCCUUAUGGUACAGCAUGCUGCAUCAAUUGGCAUGCUCCCAGCCAAAGCUCUGCAGCCAUGAGCUACAUCAUUUGCCUCUUCUUCUUCUGCUACAUUGUGCCCUGCACUGUCAUCUUCUUGUCUUACACAUUCAUCUUAAUGACAGUCCGGGGCUCCCGUCAAGCUGUGCAGCAGCACAUGUCCCCACAGAACAAGAUCACCAAUGCACAUGCACUUAUUAUUAAGCUGUCUGUGGCAGUUUGCAUCGGUUUCCUGACAGCAUGGAGUCCAUAUGCCAUUGUGUCCAUGUGGGCAGCAUUUGGGAACUCAGCAACUGUACCACCCAUGGCUUUUGCUCUGGCAGCUAUCUUUGCCAAGUCCUCCACCCUUUACAACCCUGUUGUCUAUCUGGUCUUCAAGCCCAACUUCCGCAAAUCCCUGUAUCGGGAUGUAGCCCAGUGCAGAAGGACAUGUGGAUGUCUGUGUCAGCACAGCUCUGUACAGAAGGGAACUUGCAUGCAACUGCAUCACAAAGAAGAGUGCAACUCCACAAGGUUGUCAAAUGGGCUGCCGGAGAACCACAGGACCUGCAGACACUGUCCUUUCCCUGAAACAGUCACUGGUACCAGAGAAAACUUUACAGACUGCAGCCCCCAGCAGACUGCCAGGAUACUUAAAGGAUCACUACAUAGUGAGGUGGCUGUCAGUCAGCUCUCCAAUGAGUUGCAGAGCGACUUCCUAUAGAGAAACAAACAUUGGCAGACACCUUGCAGGUGAAAAAAAAGGAGGGAAAGACGGCUGGUUGUAAGGUUGAAAGACACAAGUUGCAAGUUGGGGAAUAGGGAAAAUGUAAUUAAAAGCAAAAUGCUUUUAUUGAAGGAAAACAUUUUAUAACUUUAAAGACUAAGAACUUCUCAUGCCUCAAAUAUGUGAUACUGCCAAAAAAAAAAUGAUCACAAUGUUAGCCAAACAUACAGUAUGCAACAACAGAUGUGUACAUCAAUAUUUCAUCAGGUCAAAUUAAUCCGCAUCAAUAACUAUCUGCUCACUUUUGAGACUGAGAGCCCAUGGAGUUACAAUGCAAAUCAAUUCAAGCCUGAUUUAAAAGGAGGAGCUGAUAUUGAAACUUUUUAGUCUAUAACCUACAUUUUAUGUAUUUAUUACAAGUACUGUAUUUUAUGAUUUUUUUUAUUUGAUAGGUAUUUAUUAAUGCAUGCCUAUUUAAAGGACCACAGGGUUGCUGUUGUUACAUCAUAGGAAAGUAAUUUUCCUCAGUCUCCUGAUUGUUGAUGAUACAUUAAGAAUCUCAAUGCUCAAAUUAAUUUAACUACAGUGUGUCAGGCUCUACAUUUGUCUAAAUUAACCAGACCUGCUAGGGGGUCAAGAACAAAGCACAGAUUUGGCUUAGUGAGCCCAUUGUUACAUGUGUAAAAAAUGAACUUUUAGCCAGGGGGCGUUGUAUUGAUUCCUCUGCAAAUAGGAGCUGGAGUUGCCAAUGUCAAUUUUUCUAAUCAGCUGUGUUGCGGACAGAAGGGAUGACUGAAUUAUAAAAGCAGGAUUUAAGCUAACCAAAUCUAUAACACUCAAUAAGCUCUAUUCUCUCUUAGAAUAGUCUAUGUGGAGAGCUCUAGACAGAAAUAGGACGAUCAUAUCAAAUAAACUACAUAUUUGAAAAUUGUAGAAAACAUAUGUUGCAUUGUAACAAAUGCUGAAUAAUAUUCAAAUAUCAGUUGCUCUACCUGCAUGACACCCGGGGUGGUGGAUUUCCAGCCAUUUUCUCUUCCAAAUAAGGCUUUGUUUAAAACAAAUAUAAAGCAAUCUGGCAUCCUUCAUCAGGCUACUAUUUAGCAAUGUUUUUUCUUUUCUAGAUUUCAUCAAUUAACUUGGGCAGUGUGUUAUCAUUACUGACAGGAGUGAUGACCAAACCUAAGAAAAUAAGACCCAAAAUUGUAAUAAACUGGAAUGAUCCUUUAAAGUCAGAUAACCUUUAAUGAAGCCUGUUUGUGUGUGUAUGACAGUGAGAAAAAGGAAAAUCAUGUGGUUUAUUUAUACUGUAUGCGUUUAUUUUUCCAAUGUGCCUCUGUGAGCGUGUGCUUUCAUGGGCAUGCUUUCAAGUACAAAUGUGCAGCUCCUGAGAGAAGCUAACAGUAUCAGCAAAUUCUUUUGGGUCUGACUCACAAACAACAACAACAAAACAAUAACACUGAAAUGGGCUUAUUAAACAUGUUCCUUAAGCCAUUAUAACAAAAGGGGAGAAAAAAACUCUAUGUCUAUGCAUGGAUAUAGGCCACUUGCCUUUAGUGCUCGUCUUGCCUCCUGGAAAGGAGAGCGCCUGUUGUUCAAUAAAAGGAUUUGUAAUAUGAGAGACACAAGGCUUUGCCUCAGCACCUGCCAACAUUAUUCCAAAUAAAAAAUGCCCAGUUAGCAUAGUUGAGUUUAACCACAGUGUUUGUCCAAUGAGCAGUUUUUCCCUGGCAGCAUAGGUCAUCAAAUGAAAGUACAAAAAGACCUGCCAUGGACAAGAUUAAUUAGAUCUGGUAGAACGCGUGUUGUGGUUGAAUUGGCAUGCCUCUCAUGCCAUGUCAUGAUUCCUUCCCUUAGCAUGUAGAGAGGGACUAUUGCAAUUCUGUGCAGUUUUCACAAAAUACCUUACUAUAGAAGCAGUUCACUUUGUCAUGAAAUCAUUUGCUGUUAAGUAAUGCAUAACACCAUGUCAGCACAUGUGAUGUAUUCUGCUACUGGUUGCACUUCUCAAAUUACUGCUAUAACAUUGGUAAUGACGGCUUCUUGAAGAAAUUGAAACUAAACCAACAUUGCCAUCUGAACCAAUAGCCCACUUGGGCUUUUUCACACAAGCCCUGGAGUUAGACCCUUGUUAGCUGAGGGCUUAUAGCUCUGUUAGAUGUGAGCUUCAUCUGUUAGAUGAAUUGCGCCACAGUACUUAUGCAUUGAUGCAGAGGGCUCCAGCAAAAAACUACGGUGUCAUCUGUCAAAAACCCUGGCUUAGUUUUUGCUAUAAUGAAGCAACGCACUAAACCCCAAUCUGGAGCAUAAUAAUCGUUAUUCCAAGAAAACAGAUAAGAUUAUUUGAGGGAACCAAGGUUUGAGUAAAAGCAAUGGAACAUUUGUUGUCAAACAAGUCAUAUGCUGUGAAACUUCUGAUAAUAUAAAUCCAGAGCUGUGAUGCUCAAGUGGGAAUCUUUAACCUGAGGCUAACUGCAAGGUGAGGUUAAGGAAGCUCCAGACUUUCCGCAGGCUGACACUUGUGCGUGUCAAAGCCUUACUGCUGUGAAAAGAAGCACCGUUUGCAAAUACAAACAAGCCUUUAUACUGACAGUUAAUGAUUCUUAUCAGGAUGUAUGAAACAAUACUGUCAGCUUUAUCUGUUUUUCAUCCAACAACUAUUGUAUACAACUGCAUGGAUGUACAGGGUAGCAGCUCAACACUGUUUCUUGCUCUGUAACCUCCAGGGUGAACACAUGGGUGAUAUUGUCAUUAGCCUGGUAACUGUUUAUAGUACAGUUGUUUCCCUGGGUAAAACUACGUGAUUGUACUUGCACCUACGAUGUGUGAGAGAUGUUACUGGUUUCUUGUAAGAUUUCAGAGAAAAAGGGUGUACGAGCUGAAGAAUCUGUGAAAUGCAGGAAGUAUUUUCUGCAUGUCAUGCUGGAACCAAAGGUUACUGACACCUUUACACUCACUGUCAAAGCCAAAAUGUUGUUUUGGACACUCAUAUUUUUAUACCAAUAUGCAGGUUACCAUUAAGAGAACACACAUAUCAAAGACUUCCAGUCCUGUGCUGGACAGGCUUUGUUUAGCCCAUACUCUUGGGCAAAGAUGGAUGCACAAACCAGGAAACAUAACUGUGAAAAUCUGAUUCUGAUGUCUCUUUUUUCUAUUCUGUUCUACUCAAGGAACAAAUAUUGCACGUACCUGGGUGUAUAUUCUGAAUCACUUGCCAUUCCCACCUAGGUUAUUUCCACUGGCUUUACUCAUUUAAACAAUGUGCAUAUAUUUAUCAGAUGUCAGGGAUUUCAUGUAGACAUUGGUUUGCAUGUAUGUAUAUAAUGUGUACGUAUAGAUGCCAAGUUUAAUUCAUAUAUUAUCAUGAAUAUCAGCCUAAAUGUGUAAACAGGAGAAGGAGAAACCUCUUGCAGUGUCUUGAAAUGGGGGGGUUUAUUUUUUGUUAUCUCAGCUUCUGACUGGUGGCUUUGGAAGUGUUUCCAUAAACGUUUCCUAUUAUGAGGCUUUAGUGCAAAACAGCUUCAAGGUUUGUGGCUUCCCUCACUGCAGCUGGAAUCCAUUUUCCUUUGAGGUGAGAAAAAGAUAAACUAAGCUGAAUUCAUAUCUUAACAGCUAGAUAAGUAAUAUUACACAGCCAAAAUACAAUGGCCUUUACAGCUGACUAUUAUUAAUUGAGCUCAAUUUCCCAUGAUGGCGUUGUUUGGUUUCAUAGAGACACAAUAAUCCAACAGAGAAAUUGUAUCUACUAUAAUGUUAUGUUUAUGCAGCUUCUAUGAAGGUGACUGUUUCUACCUCCCAAUUAAUCAUGGAAUGUAUUUGUGGCUCUUGUGAAUUAGAGAUGUGCAGCAUUUAAUAAGAAAUAAGUAGCAGAAGUGUUUGAUGUGAUUAUAGUCACUUGGAUGAGCAGUUUACAGCAAGCAAGCUUAAUUACAGAUAAAUUAAAGUGCUGAUAUGUGGGAAGUGUGCAUGAAACAGCUCGAGUUGAAUGCAAUUAUCUUUUGCCCUUGCAUCAAGAAAUCCUCUGUUGUCACCAGUACAGUGUAAGGCAUCAUAUCAACACUUUAGUUAAACGUGCCCAUCUCAACUCUCUUUCCUUCCUGAAACUUACCUGUCAAGAAGCAGCCUGGAAACAUGACAAAGACUUUAAUCCCUUUUUAGUCAUGAGACUGAAUCAGCAGAAAUUUCAUAUGCCGUAUUUAUAAUGGUUUAUAAAGCACUCACUGAAGUCUUCAAGCCUAUACUGGGUCUGAAUGAUAUGAUAAAUCCUAUAAGUACUGCUGUCUAUAUGUCUGUGCUAAUCCGCUGUAAACAAAGUUAAAUGCGAUCAGGAGGAUGCAAAUAGAAUCUGAAUCUUCUGACUGCAGCUGGAGAGCAAUGUCUUUGUAUGAAUCCCUAUUUUCCUUUUGUCUUCUGAAAACCAAACACCCUAUCCUCAGGAUAUUUACAAUUUUCGACUGCACUGUAUUAUGCUGGCAUAUGUAAAUACAAAUACACACACAGGUCAGGAGUUUUGCAGACCCCCAGUUUCUAAGACACAAACCAGGCUGAAUGUAAUGUGUUGUACAUAUAUGUAUGUUAAUAUAUGGAAACGUAUCUAUCUAUCUAUCUAUCUAGCUAUCUAUAUAGGUUCAGAAAUAUUAUUACAUUAUAAUUAUUGAAGUUAUUAUUGUUCUGAGUGAAGUUUCAGAUGCAUUGUGAAAAAUGUUUACAUCUUUUGGUAUUUUUUGUUUGUUUGUUUAAAAAAUAUUGAGGAUUGUAUGAAAAGUGUUAAAUACAUCUAUCCAAGGACAUGUCAUUUGUUCUUGGGUAAAACUGAAUGAUUAAUAAAUAUAAUUCAGGAUUCCAUGAAUGAGAA
Molecule: messenger RNA, 6469 nt
Organism: Dicentrarchus labrax (European seabass)
Lineage: Eukaryota; Metazoa; Chordata; Actinopteri; Moronidae
Gene: opn7b
Product: opsin 7, group member b
Exons: 6
Coding region: 397-1614 (405 amino acids)
Biological process (GO): G protein-coupled receptor signaling pathway; visual perception
Cellular component (GO): membrane
Molecular function (GO): G protein-coupled receptor activity
Source: RefSeq, a predicted model, not a curated record